Messenger RNA from Asparagus officinalis (garden asparagus), 1063 nucleotides. RefSeq lists its product as uncharacterized. The record is from RefSeq and is a predicted model, not a curated record. NCBI's taxonomy places the organism in Eukaryota, Viridiplantae, Streptophyta, Magnoliopsida, Asparagales, Asparagaceae. Bases 379 to 792 code for a protein of 137 amino acids. The transcript is spliced from 2 exons.
CAUUAUAUUUGGCAAACAAACCACAGAAAUAUCUCCUCCUCUCUCUUUCCCCUCACACUCCUCUCUCCCUUCUGUUUUCCCUUGUGCUCUCCUAUUUCCCUUACUUAUCCUCAGUAGAGAUCCAUUGGUAUGAGUUAGUUUUUUCUUCUCAAGUUUGAUCUGGGUCUUCUCCAUCCCAACAAAAUCUCAAUCAAAAUCUCUCUUUUUUGUUGCCCAACCUAUCAAAAUCCAAUCUUUUGAAGACCCUUUUAGCUAUUUCCUUUGAAGCUUGUUAGAUUUCGAUGCAUGGGUUAUAAGGUGAAGUUUCAAUGGAAGAUGGUUUCUUAUGAGACUGCAUAAUAGUUUCUUGAUCCGUUUCCAAUUGGGUUUUUUGAUUUAAUGGGUAGAGGAAGAGGGAAAGGGAAGAAAUUGACAGGAGCCACAACUCAUGAAGAUCCCGGGAGUGGCAAUGAAGAACCAUUACCUCCAUAUAAGAGAAGGGGAAGACCUCAGAAACCUCUGAAGGAUGAUAUAGAUGAAGAAGAGGUUGCAAAGAUUGAAGAAGAGGAAGUUAAUCCUAAACUCGUUUCACCUGUUAAAGAAACAAAAGGGGUGCCUACUGUUGAGAAUGGUAAAAGGAGAAAGAGGCAACCUGUAGUAAAAGAAAAUUCUGAUUCAAUUCAUGAGGAAAAUGGCACCGGGUUAAGUACUACGACAGAGGAAUCGAUGAAGAAGAAUGGUUUUAGGCAAAAUGGGAGUCGCAGGAAGAACAAGCCUCGGAGAGCAGCUGAAGCUGGAGUUGAGUUCAAAUGAGAUUUGGUUUAUAGUCCUGAUCUUCGAUGUGCCCUCAAUGGUUUUAUCUUUUCCUUCCUGAUUUUGUCUUUAGUUUUCUUUUGUUCUCAUUUUGAUGCUAGAAACUGGCUAUAAGGUAUUAGGUAUUUCCUUUAGGUCUAUUGUAUCUUCUAUCCUCUGCAGUAUUAUAAACAUAAGCGCAUCUAUCAUUGUUCACUUGCUUCUCACUGGCUGCUACCAUUUUACUAUAAUUGGAACUUGGUAACUGGUAUAGAUUUUUGAUUUAAUUGAA